Molecule: messenger RNA, 6203 nt
Organism: Polistes dominula (European paper wasp)
Lineage: Eukaryota; Metazoa; Arthropoda; Insecta; Hymenoptera; Vespidae
Source: RefSeq, a predicted model, not a curated record
GUCGUUAGUGACAUUUUCUAAGUUAGACAAUAAAAUAACAUACGAUUCAUCAGAAACGUAUUUUCCAUUGGUUAAUGUACUGAUAACAUGUGUUUACUUGUUUUUUCUUAAAUUUUAUCACUGGUUCAUUAAACGUUUAAUUAUUAGUGAUAUUUUAUUAAAAUAAUAUAUCUCCAAUGCCAAGGUCUGUAAAACAUACCGAGGAUGGUAUUGGUUCGAAAAUUGGUCGAAAGAUCCGUUCAGGAUUAGGAACUGUUGUAACGGAUUCACCAGUUCGUCGCAGUACUAGAAAUAAAUUAGUUACAAAACAAGUUAGUUCUUCUUCGGAUGAACCAACACCUGAAACUACACCGGGUACUCGUACUUUCCGUACUCGUGCAGGCACAGUAGACUCUAAGACAAUGGAUGUUCUAAAACGUUUGCGUUCGAGUAAAAAUUCUACGGAAACAGAUGCCGAACAAUCUGCAGAAACACAACCAAAAAUAAUGACAAGAAGAAGUUUAGCAGCAGUGCUUGCUUCUGAAACACCAAAGGCUACUAAUACACGAACUAAACGUUUAACAAGGGCUGGAUCAGAAACAAAAUCUACACCUUUAAGAUCAACUCGUAAAACACGAGCUAGUUCUGUGGGUCCUGAACCAACAGUUAUAGAAUCGGUUGAUGAAAUUCGAAAUGAAAAAAUGGAUACACCAAUAAAAGUAAAAAAAAGGGCAUCGAUAUUACCAUCUCAAUCAACUGUUAUAGAAGAAGAAGAUAAAAUUCCUGUAGUUGAAUUAGAGAAAAUGUUAAUUGAAGUUGAUGAAACAUCUACAGAAUUAGCUACAGUCAAUGAAACAACGCCUGAAAAACUGAAAUCACCUAAAAAACUGAAAUCACCUAAAAAUAAAAAUCAUGAGAAAAUUGAGAGUAUUGAUGAAAUGGAUGAAAUGAAUGAAAAAAAGGAUUCUAAUUCUGAUGAAGGACUAGUUGAUGAUUCUUCACAAAGUAAUCGUACGGAAAUCAGCGAAGCUAAUAAAAAAGAUGCAAUCUCAUUAUCUGAUAGAAUGAGUAUCUCAAAAGAAAGUGAAUGUUCUGCUGUUGUAUUAGUCAAAGAUAUUUCAAAAGAUGAUAAUGCAUUAAAUGUUUCUAUAGAGAAAGACAAAGGAUUGAAUACCAGUAAUAAAGAAAAUGAAUUUUCUAAUGUGAAUAGUUCUAUGUCGGAACAGAAUAAAAGUAUAUUUAGUCCAAAAAGCAUACGUAAAGAAACUUCUACCAUUGUAAUAGAUACAUCAAUGAAAGAAGAUGAAGAUGUAAAAGUCAAUGUAGAAAGCAUUGAUAAUAUAAAAUUAAUUGAUUUCUCUUUAACAGAAUCUUCAAUGGAUUCUAAUAAUAUAGCAAUAAGUAACAGUAAAGUUCACAAUUUAGAGAAAGAAAAUAAACGUGUAUCCGUAUCAAAUACUGAAGAAAUUUCAUCGAAUGAAAAAGAAGAUGAGUCGAAUAUCGUAUCACAUAUAGUGUCAGUAAAUGAAGAAGAAGAAAAAGAUUCCAUACCAAAGGAAAAGUCUAAAAUAAAUGAUGAUGAUAAUAGCAGUCAAAGUAAAACAAUUAUUGAAGAUGAAGACAAUUCAGGAAACAUUAUUGAGAAGAAAAGUGAUGUAAAGGAGACAAAUAGCAAAGAUGAAAUUAAAGAUAAAGCAAAUGUAUCUGUAAAUUCAAAAGAGAUUCUUACAGAUACAUCUGAAAAGAAGGAUAAUUCUAAUAAUGACGUUAAUACAACUGAAGUAUCAAAUGUUAAGAAUGAUGAGAAAAAAUGCGAUGAAACUGCUGAAGUACCAUCUACUAAUAAAAAUUCAUCUUUUACUGAAAAUGUUGAGUGCUCUACCAAUGAUAAUCAAGAUAAUACGUCUUUUGGAUCAUCUAUUGCUUUAGAACUGAGCAAUGAUUCAAGUAAAGAUCCUUCCAAUGAUGCAAAUUCAUCUAAAUGUUCAUUAAAAUUACGAUCUUCUGAACAUUCCAAAUCUAUUUCUGAGAAAAAUGAUUCUUCUAUUAUUAUAGAGUCUCGUAAAACACCAGAAGCAAAGUUAUCCGAUAAAAAGAAAUCUAAAAUAAAAUCAUCAUCAAAUACACCAGUGGUGUCGGAAAAAGAAUUAUUGACUGAAUCCAAUAAAUCAACAGAGAAGAAGAAGAAGAAGAAGAAGGAGACUGUUGUUGAUGAACAAAAUAAUGAAGAUAGUGAUGAAAGUAUUUCAAUUAUAAAGAAAUUGUUCGAAGAUACUCCUGCUGAUAAAUGGAAACAAAAUAGUAAGAAUGUUAAUACUGAAACGGAAAAUAUUUCUGAACAUUCAAAACCAAUAAAAGUGGAAACUGAUAGUGAAACAGACUGUGAUCUCAUUUUAGUAGAUAAAAAAGCAUGGUUAGCUGCAGAAAAAUUAAAAGCCAUCAAAAAUAAAGAACAAUUUGAUUAUGACUCUGACGAUACGAUUAUAUUAAAAACUGAAAUAGAUUAUCUAAAUGAUAAAUUGAGUAAUAAGAAUAACAAAGAAUUGAAAUCUAAGGACAAUGAUAGUGAUUCUGAGACCAUCAAAAAAAAUACAAAAGAAUCUAAAAACAGUUCCAAGCAGUUAAGUAAAGAAAAAGUACAGGAUGAAUUGGAUGAAGUAGAAGAAAAUGCAAAUAAAUCAAUGAAUAAAUCGAUUAUUGAUAAAAGUGAUAUGAAUGUAUCAUCACAUAAUACGUCGAAGAAACAAAAAUCGAAAGAAAAACGAAGAAGAAGCAGGUCUUCAAGUAAUGUUAACAAAAGUGAUCUUUCAAUGUCGUUAGACGAUCAAUUGGAAGAAGAACCUAGUUCACUUUUAUCCACUUCCAAAAAAGAAAAAGAAUGUAAUGAAGAAUUAUCUUUAACACAAAAAGUAUCUGAAAAUGUAGAAACUACAAGUAGGACGGUUGAUGAUGCCAAUGAAAUGGAAGAAAAUCAAUCACAAAGUAAACGUAGACGGUCGUCAUUAGAUAAAAAGCAAAAGAAAAAUCGUUCUUUAAAUAGUUCAAUAAAUAAAACUAAAGAAUCCAAAUUGAAGUUGAGAAAACGUAUUAGAUUAAACGUUUCUUCGAGCGAGGAUGAAGAAAAUAAUGACAUUCCGGAAUGCGAUAUAAAUGAUGAACUUACUCAAUCAAAAUUAGGCAGUGAAAAAAAGAGAUUUAAUCCAAAUUAUUCUACAAUGGUGCACAUUGGUUCAGAUUCUUCAGACUCUUGCGAUGAAAAUAUGGAUUCGAAUAAUAGAAAAAAGACUCCCAGAAGUCCUAAUUUAUCUGAUGAUAAAGAACAGAGUCAAGAGAGUAACGAUAGUGAUGAUGCAUCUGAAGGUAAAUUUUCAGAUAUAAGUAUAGACUCUGAUGUUAGGGCCGAAUACAAUCUUGAUGGUAAAACUAUUGAAAAAUUCUCAGAUGAUGAUAUACCGGGAGAUGAAUGUAGAGCAUCGGAAUCUGAAUUUUCAGAUCCUGAUGAUAAUGGUUCAGAUCUAGCAGAUUUUGUUGUUGAUGAUGAUGAAGUUGAGGAAGAGGAAGAGGAAGAGGAAGAGGCGGAGGAAGAGGGAGAAGGAGAGGAAGGGGAAGAGAAAGAAGAAGAGGAGAAGGAAGAAGGAGAUGAAGAUGAAAAUGAAGGUGAAAGUAAAGAAAUUAAAGAUAAAGAUAAAAAGAAAGAUGAAAAUGAUGAUGAUGAUGAUGAUGAUGAUGAUGAUGAUGAUGAUGAUAAUAAUGAAGAAGAAGAAGAAGUUGAAAUUGAAAUGAAAGUUAUACAGCAGGAGGAAGACAAAGAAAAUGAAAAAGAAAAUACAAAGCUAAUCGAACGUAUGCAAAAAGAGAUAGAUAGCAAGAAUACUACAAUAUCUAUUGAAGAAGAUGAUAAUAAAACAGAUGAGGAGAAAUCAAUUAAUAAAAAAGCAUCUUCAAAUAAAAAAAUGAAUACUUCUGAUGUGAAAAGUGAAAAGAACAAGACGCCAAAGUCAAAAGUAAAUAAACAAGUAAGCUUUUUAGAAUUAGAUAAAGAUAAAAUCGUAUCUGAUACUAUAUCGGAAUUAAAUUCUAGUAGUUCAGGAAAGAAACAAAAUGAAACAUUAAAAGAGAAUAGUGAAGAAGCUACACAAGAAACACAAAAUGAUACAAUAUUAGUAAAAAAGAAUAAAGAAGCAAAUAUCUCAUUAACAUGCAGUACGCCUAAAAUUGAUGUCUCGUCAAAGCCAAAAUUAAAACAUAAUAUUUCUAUAGAGGAAAACGAUAAAACAUGUAAUGAUGAAGUUUUAACAAAUGAGGAACAAGAGAAAAAACAAACAGAAGAUUCAACUGCAAAUAAUUCUGAAAUAAAUACAUCAACAAUGAGCAAUUCUUCAAAAUCUAAUAAGAAAAAAUGGAAACGUCAUAUACCAAGUAAUAAAACAGGUGAUGAACUUAUAGCAGAUGUCAUAGAAUAUGUUAGCGUUGCACCAAUUCCAGAAAUGUUAGUAUCUGAGACCUAUUUGGAUGAUCCAGUAGUACCAUACGAAACACCAUGUACCAGCAGCUUACAUGAAAGUAUUACUAGUUUAGGAAAUAAGGAAAACUCCUUUAAAACAACUAAUGACAAUGACAAUGAACAUCAACAAAAUACUGUAGAAAAAGAUACAAAUGAUCAAACUAUUAGUGCAGAUGUUAUUGAGCAACAAGAAUCAGACUUGUCUGCAUCGACUAAAAGGAAGAGGAAAAGAUCUGCAGAAAUGAUUGAUGAUAAUCAAACUGAUAUGAAAACAAAGAAAAAGAGUAAAAAAGUGGAUAAAUGUACCACUGAAUCAGACAAAAAUAAUCAAAAUGAACUUGAAAUGGAUGAUAGGAACAAAACAAAGGCAAAUAAGAAGAAUAAAAAAGGUGAAAAUACUAAGACAGAAUUGGAAAAAGCAGAUGAUACUACUACUACUACUACUACUACUACUACGAUGAAAAAGAAAAAUGUAGAUAAAAAUGAAAAAAUGGACAUUGUAUGUAGUAAUAAUGAAAGUAAGAACAAGAAAGAUAAAACAAAAAAUAAAUCUAAGAAAAAUCUAAAAAAUCAGGAUAAGAGUAAUGAAAAGCCGUUUAUGAGUGACGUAAAGAAUAAUGACGAAGUAGAAAAAAUACCUAAUAAAAAGAAAACGAAGGUAGUAGCAUCAUCAGAACUUCUUCCAGCAAUGCAAGUAAAGAAAAAAUCCAAAAAAUCAUUACAAAAGAAUAUUGUAAGUUCAAAUACAGAAGAUUCAAUGGAAAAACAAACGAAUAAACAAUUUACUAUUAAAAAGCAUGAAAUUAUAAAAGCUGUCAGACUUGCACUUGAAGAAACAAAAGCUAACUUAGCUUUAAAGGAUAGUAAAAAAAUUAAUCAAAAAGAUCAGUCACCGAAACGAGUACAAGGACAGAAAAAAGAAGUUAAAGUAAAGAAAGAAGAUCAAAUAAUAAACAAGAACACUAGACGAGGAAUUAAACGAUUGUCAAAUGAUGCUAUAGAAAAUCUUUCAGAUAUAUUAGCCAAUCCUUCUAAAAAGCCAAAAUUAAUAAACAAAUCUGUGCAACAAGUUGACAAAUCACAAGUAUCUAUAUCGAAAAAUGCAUUUAGAAUAAGCCCUAUUUCUAAAGAAAAAAGGAUGGCUAUUUCUAAGUCUGGUAGUACAGGAAAUUCUUUUAAAAAGCGAAAAUUAAUAAACAAAUCUGUGCAGCAAGUUGAAAAAUCACAAUCAUCUGUACCGAAAAAUGCAUUUAGAAUAAGCCCUAUUUCAAAAGAAAGGAAGACUGUUUCAAAGUCUGGUAGUACUGCUAAAUUUCAUGUUGUUAAUUUAAAAAAAUCUAAAGAACAAUUAAAAAAUGUUUCUUCUACUGCAGUUACUUUUAGAAAUAAGAUGUUGAAUAGAAAUCCACGAUGUUCAAGUACUUGCUAUAUAACGUACCUUCAGAAACUAAAAGCAGCUAAGAAAGAUAAAUAAAAUCAUUUCCAUCAACAAAAUAUUAUUUUAAUUAAUAGUUUAAAAUAUAAUAAUUGUUCAUUUUGCACAUUUUUACGCUUUUUUUCUUUGGAUAAAAUUUAUUGCUUUUAAUAUGAACAUUAUCAUAAUAGUAAUAUUACAUGUUUUAGAGAAAUACAUAAUUCCAUGUUUUAGACAUACAUCAUAGAAUACAUGAUUCUACUUCAGUUAUUUUGUUUUAUAUCCCGACAAUACAAUAGAGUUUAG